Molecule: messenger RNA, 1515 nt
Organism: Emericellopsis cladophorae
Lineage: Eukaryota; Fungi; Ascomycota; Sordariomycetes; Hypocreales; Bionectriaceae
Exons: 1
Coding region: 1-1515 (504 amino acids)
Molecular function (GO): DNA binding
Source: RefSeq, a predicted model, not a curated record
AUGGCCAGCAACUCAGGCCCUUCGCACAGCGGAGGUAACACGACCGGGGGGCUGGCACCAACAUUCAUCGGAGAGGUCUACACCACGUUUGAUGCGUUGAUCUUGUUCGAGGCCUGUCUCUCAGGCAAAUUUAAUCAUUGUCCGCGUCGUCCUCAUGACCGGGAGCGGGCCCAGCUUAUCAAGAGCGGGCACAUCUUUGUCUAUGAAGAAGAGUCAUCCGGUAUCAAGCGCUGGACUGACGGAGUGAACUGGAGCCCCAGUCGCAUCCUGAACAAUUUUCUGGUGUAUCGCGAGAUCAUUCCCAGCAACAACCCUGGCGAGAAGAAGCGCGCUCUCAAGAACAAGAGUGAGAACAGCAGUAACAGACGCUCGCAGAGCGGCGGCAUCGUCAAAAAGGAGCAUUCGCCACCCUCAGCUCACUUGACAGAUACGUCCCGCCUCUCAUUGAACACCAGUGGGGACUCCGGGACUGGUGGCCCCGGUCCUAGUACCGGCGCCCACAUUAGCGAGGGCACGGAGGCGCCCAGAGAUCCUCUUCGCGAGAUCAUCGGUUCGCUUACUGAUAGCUACGACUUCAAGGAGCCAGAUGGCCUGGUCAAGAAGACCAUCAGUAUAAAGUACAACAACAUCAAUCACCAUCUGGUCUCGUAUUACACAAUCGAGGAUGCCCUGUCUGGCAAGUUGAGGCGCCCCAGCACAUGCCAGGACUUCUGCGGACUCAGGAUCCGCGCAGAACUGCUCUUCCAGCAACAGUUUCGUGCGACCAUCAGCGAUUUUGGCGGCGAAGCAGUACGCAUGGCGGACGGUCGCCAUUACAUCCCUGCACACUUUCUUCAGGUCGGCGCACAGGGGCCUCAGAUCUCACCGGACUUGAACCACCCCUUUUCACCCACUGGCGUGGCCUCCAUGCACAUGCAGCAUCCGCAAGGCUCUCCCAUGGUCUUCCCUGCAGGCAUGGCCGCAAACCCAAUGCCAGGGUAUAGUCAGGAUCACAUGCAACAUAUAUCCCCAGGACAUUCGGUUGACAUGCUGAACAAUGACUAUGCCCAUUUGCAGCUCUCAGCUCAGCAACAGCAACAUCACCAGGCUCAGCUCCAUCUCCAACAGCAUGGGCAACAGCAACAGCAACAGCCGCAUCACGACGCCAACCAUACCGCGGUGCAACAUUUCAAUCCUGGUCAUAUGGCUGCCGCCUCAGGCCCCUUUCCAGGUAACAGCUUUGGUGGCCUUGACCCCUCUUUUGCUCAGAACGGCAGUGAGUACAUGCUGUCCAGCGCUGCUGGCUUCUCGUCUCAACCUCAGUCCAACGGCAUGACUGGCGGCUCUCAGGGUGGUGCAGAGUAUACUCCAGAGAAUCCAGCUUUAUUUCACCCCGAGAUGACCAACGGCCUUGGCUCGUCUGCCGGUCUGCCCCCGCAGGAUCAGCAAGAUGAGAACGGAGGCGGGCACGGCGGUAUGAGCGCCCCGCCCUUUUACUUUGUUGACGAACACGAUGGAGGAGCCUCACAAUUUUAG